Molecule: messenger RNA, 700 nt
Organism: Phacochoerus africanus (Common warthog)
Lineage: Eukaryota; Metazoa; Chordata; Mammalia; Artiodactyla; Suidae
Gene: SOFU1
Product: LLLL and CFNLAS motif containing 1
Exons: 2
Biological process (GO): fusion of sperm to egg plasma membrane involved in single fertilization
Source: RefSeq, a predicted model, not a curated record
ACUCCACAAACUCUGAAGUCAACAGAGGAUGGCCCCCUAUGGUCACCCAGAAGCCUCUGCUGUCCCCUGCCAGCUACUCUCCACGCUCCUGCCUGCCUGUGGAAUUCUCCCUCCAGUGAGGCAGGGUGAAGGUGGAGCCCACGGCUGUGAUGUCACAGAGCUCAUGACAUCAGAAGUCCUGCGGAAGGGAAAGGGAGAAGAGGGUUCUGGGAAGAGGUAAGGGCAGGGACAACGGACCAGGGAGGGCAGAGGGGGAGCCUUCUGGGCACUGGGGACCAGGGAAAGCCAACAGCAGCAAAUGGGCAGGCCCAUGACUUCCCUGGGCUCCCAGCUCUGCAGGACAGUGUUCCUGGCAACCAUUCUGCUGCUGCUGCAGUGGGUGAAGGGGGUGAAGCCUCAGAAAGGGAGCCUGGGCCCUUAUGAGAGGAGUCAGAAGGAGAAAACACCCUCGACAGACCCAGAGCAAGAGCAGUUCGAAGAGCACUUUGUGGCCUCUUCCGUGGGUGAGAUGUGGCAGAUGGUGGACAUGGCCCAGCAAGAGGACAAGAGAUCAGAGACAGCAGCCAUCCGUGACCACCUGUUUGACCUCGCCUUCUGCUUGAACCUGGCCAGCAUCAUGGUUUUUUUAUGAGGGAUGUUGAGGCAGAGGCGGUGGGCUGGUUCCUGGUGGAGGAGCUGGACAUCUACCUCCGCUUCAUGA